CUCGCGUGCUCAACGCGUGCUUCAUGUUUGGGUUGUGCUCGGUGAACGCCAUGGCCUUUUCUCUUCUCCACUACAUUCUCUCAUCUCACGGACACAUGGAGUCCCGAAAUCAGGACUUUCAGCCCUGGAAAGACUACAUGGGACUGGCAGAUAAGAUCAGAGGCAUGCAGCGGCCAGCGGAGCAGUCAGACGCAGGCGAUGACAAGACCAAUCAAGCUGCCGCCGCUGCGCUCCUGGAGUCUCCAAGCGGCGACCCGAGACGAGCGCACGCCGGGAAUAUGCCGACGGAGAAAAGAAACGAGGAACGCCGCAAGAGCACUAGCAGCACUCAUCUCGAGAGAAAGUUUUGCAGCUUCUGCAAACAUAACGGAGAGACUGAAGCUGUGUUUACCUCUCACUACUUGAAGGACCGCGCCGGGGACGUGAUGUGCCCGUACUUGAGCCAGUACGUGUGUCCUCUAUGCGGUGCAACGGGGGCCAGAGCGCACACCAAGAGAUUCUGCCCGCUGGUGGAUAAAACCUACAGCUCCGUGUACGCCAAGUCAACAUGGUGAACCGGACAUUGACGACCCGUAGAUCUGCCCACGGCGAACGAGAUUUGGACGGACACUUUUACGAGAAGUUUUAAUAUUUAAGUUUUAAUUGUUUAAUCCGUAUUGGCUUGUGUGUGAGUUUUGCAUGUGUGCUUCCACGGUUUGAUUUUGCACUGUUUUGUCUUCUAUCUAUUUCAGUUGUGUGCAAGUGGUGUUUUGUGUGUUUCACUAUUUAACUUUUGCGUAUCUAAACAAACUUGUACACAAGCCAGUAGGUUCGCUACAGGUACAACGACAUUUGAACACUUUCUCAAUCUGUCUAAAACGAGCUUAUUCUUGUUAAAUUUGAUCUUAAGAAGAACUUUUGUAUUUGAUAAGACUUUUGUGAUACUCUGUGGUACAAUAUGUGAAAAAUAUACUUUUAAUGUUAA
Messenger RNA from Labeo rohita (rohu), 964 nucleotides. RefSeq names its product nanos homolog 3 (gene nanos3). NCBI's taxonomy places the organism in Eukaryota, Metazoa, Chordata, Actinopteri, Cypriniformes, Cyprinidae. The record is from RefSeq and is a predicted model, not a curated record. The coding region runs from base 24 to 554 and encodes 176 amino acids. Gene Ontology annotation, biological process: negative regulation of translation; oogenesis. Gene Ontology annotation, cellular component: perinuclear region of cytoplasm. The transcript has a single exon. Gene Ontology annotation, molecular function: mRNA binding; zinc ion binding.